Messenger RNA from Abrus precatorius (Indian licorice), 474 nucleotides. Its product is annotated as senescence associated gene 20-like. The transcript has a single exon. The record is from RefSeq and is a predicted model, not a curated record. Bases 1 to 474 code for a protein of 157 amino acids. Lineage: Eukaryota; Viridiplantae; Streptophyta; Magnoliopsida; Fabales; Fabaceae.
AUGGCAACAAUCAACAUAGAGCAUGUUCAAAAGGUGGAACUGCAAAACAAGGCAAUAGUUGAAAUGCUUUACAAGGCACUAUUGGGACAAGGAACAAUGGACAAGGUGGCCAAAUUGCUAGCAAGUGACCUUGAGUGGUGGUUCCAUGGCCCCCCUCAAUGCCAACACAUGAUGAGGGUGCUCACAGGAGAAACUGAUCACACCAAGGCAUUCCGGUUCGAGCCGAGAAGCAUCACUGCCAUCGGCGAUUGCGUGAUCGCCGAAGGGUGGGAAGGCCAGGCCUAUUGGGUGCAUGUGUGGACCCUUAAAAAUGGCCUAAUCACACAGUUUAGGGAGUACUUCAACACAUGGCUUGUGGUGAGAGAUUUGAGGCCACCGGGGUGGGAAGAUAAGGAAGAUAGCAUGACAUUGUGGCAAAGCCAGCCUCGUGAUCUCUAUCGCCGAUCACUGCCAGGACUUGUGUUAGCCAUUUAG